Molecule: messenger RNA, 695 nt
Organism: Ilex paraguariensis (yerba mate)
Lineage: Eukaryota; Viridiplantae; Streptophyta; Magnoliopsida; Aquifoliales; Aquifoliaceae
Source: the annotation of a GenBank genome assembly
AUGGAUGCAUGGGAGCUAUGGCAGAAAGAUGCUGCACUGGAGCUGAUGGAUCCAAUGCUAAGUGGUUUAUGUAUCACAGAGCAACUGAGAAUUAGAUGUAUUCACAUAGGCCUUCUAUGUGUAGAAGAUCGCGCACUUGAUUGGCCUGCCAUGCCAGAUGUUAUUUCCAUGUUAACAAAUGACAGUAUGACACUGCCAAUGCCAAGAAAACCGGGAUUUUUGCAAGCAAUGCGGUUGAAGAAGAUUUACCUGGAAAUGAUCAGCCAGAGAAAUAUUCAGUGAAUGGGCUCUCCAUUUCUGCAAUGGAUGGAAGAUAGGGGUAUGGCGUUUUGUUACUUCGUUUAGAAAGCUAAUUGUAGUAAAGCUUUUAUGGAUCAGAUAAAUCACAUAUGCACAUAAACAUGAAUCUCCUUGUCGGGUAGCGGUAUGUUUAAGCGGUGAAAGUCAAGUUCUAGCGCACGACGAAAUCCUAUCUUUCGGGCUAAGUUAGUUACGGAUAUCUUUCCUGUUUAAAUAGUGCAAGCGGAUCAUAGUGAUAAAAAAAAAUGUGGAUUACCACAGGUUACCGGUUAUGUCACUGAGAGAGUUUGUUAGUGUGUUUGUGCCAUUAGUUCUUGGGGACUACAGGUGAUGUCACUUUCACCACAAAAAUCCACUUUACUCUGAGUAGUUUAUUUUUCGCAUGUUUAUCAAGU